Messenger RNA from Staurois parvus, 344 nucleotides. The record is from the annotation of a GenBank genome assembly. NCBI's taxonomy places the organism in Eukaryota, Metazoa, Chordata, Amphibia, Anura, Ranidae.
CUGUAUAUCCCCAGAAGUGCCACCUGUCAGUAUCCAUCAGUGCCAGCUGUCAGUGCUCAUCCAUGCCACCUGCCAGUGUCCAUCAGUGCCACAUUUCAGUGCCUACUAUCAGUGCCACCUAUCAGUGCUGCCAAUCAGUGCCACCUACCAGUGCCAGUCAGUGCUGCCUAUCAGUGCCAGUCAGUGCUGCCUAUCAGUGUGCAUCAGUGCCGCCUAUCAGUGCCUGUCAGUGCUGCCUAUCAGUGCCUCCUAACAGUGCCAGUCAGUUCCUCCUAACAGUGCCAGUUAGUGCCGACUAUCAGUGCCACCUAUCAGUGCCGCCUAUCAGUGCCAUAUAUGAGUGC